AUCCAGCGGAAGUAAACAAACCAAGCGCCAGAUUUAGCCGCGUGAGUUAAAUUCACUGGAAGACUUUAUUGCAGUCGUAGGGCCGAUAAUUAUUUCCUUUGAAAUUAACCAACUUGUCUUCAGUUGAGUGUUUGAGAGAGUUUGUCAACGAGCGACUAACUGCUGAAGAAAUAUUCCGAGUUAAAAAACUAAUCGUCGAGUACGAGGAAGAGAUCGAUCGUCAGCGCAGACUGCUGGAUAUCGUUUGGAGACACGAAAUGAAGUUACACAGGAUAGAGCUCCCACAGCAACAUGUCUGGAAGGAGGAGGAGGUUCUGGCUGACCAGCAGCUCUGUAUUCAGGAGAGGAACUCCAGUCUGGACCAAGAGGACCCAGAGCCUCCACAGAUUAAAGAGGAACAGGAGGAACUCUGUACCAGUCAGGAGGGAGAGCAGCUUGUACUGAAGCAGGAGACUGAUACCUUUAUGUUGACUCCUACUUAUGAGGAAAGAGACCACAGUGAAGCAGAACUGAAAAGUGACCACCAGCUCCUCUCUCACAGCUGUCAUGUAGCUGAGAGCCAAGAUCCGAAAGGAGGCGAGCAUGAAGACUCAGGAUCAACUAGAGAUGCAGAGCCAGAACAAAAGAAUGAAGAUCACAAAAGCAGAAGCCACAGAAACAAUGUAAACAAGUCUACCAUGUCAGAGGUUCACCAUAAUCCUCACACAGGUAAAAACUCCUGUGACACAUGUGGAAAAGGUUUUAAGAGGAAGUCAGAUUUGCAGAAACACCUGAGAAUUCACACAGGUGAGAAGCCGUAUUCUUGCAGCAGCUGUGGAAGAAGAUUCAGAUACACAUCAGAUUUGAGCGUUCAUAUAAGAAUCCACACAGGUGAGAAACCAUUUUCCUGUAAAAUAUGUGGGAAAGACUUCAGAACUAGCAGUGUCUUGAUAGUUCACAUGAGAACCCACACAGGUGAGAAGCCGUACCUUUGCAAGACCUGCGGCAAAAGAUUCAGUGACAUUUCAGCAUUGAAAACACAUAUGACAGUCUACACAGGUGAGAAGCCGUAUACUUGCAGCAGCUGUGGAAGAAGAUUCAGAUACAUAUCAGAUUUGAGCGUUCAUAUACGAAUCCACACGGGUGAGAAACCAUUUUCCUGUGAAACGUGUGGGAAAUACUUCAGAACUAGCAGUCAGUUGAAAGUCCACAUCAGAACCCACACAGGUGAGAAGCCGUACCUUUGCAAGACCUGCAGGAAAAGAUUCAGUGACAUUUCAGGAUUGAAAGCACAUAUGACAAUCCACACAAAUGAGAAGCCGUAUACUUGUAAAACAUGUGGAAAAGAUUUCAGAGCUAGUGGGCACUUGAACGUUCACAUGCGAUAUCACACUGGGGAGAAGCCGUACCUUUGUAAGACCUGUGGGAAAUGUUUCUGUGAAAUGAAAAAGUUGAAAACACACAUGACAUCCCACAGCAGUGAGAAGCCAUAUACUUGUGAAACAUGUGGGAGAUCUUUUAGACAGAGAAGUGGCUUGACAGUCCACAUGAGAAUAGCCCACACAGGUGAGAAGCCAUAUGUUUGCAAGACCUGCGGGAAAAGAU
This is a messenger RNA of Micropterus salmoides (largemouth bass), 1584 nucleotides long. RefSeq names its product gastrula zinc finger protein XlCGF28.1-like. The record is from RefSeq and is a predicted model, not a curated record. Lineage: Eukaryota; Metazoa; Chordata; Actinopteri; Centrarchiformes; Centrarchidae.